Messenger RNA from Racocetra persica, 376 nucleotides. The record is from the annotation of a GenBank genome assembly. NCBI's taxonomy places the organism in Eukaryota, Fungi, Glomeromycota, Glomeromycetes, Diversisporales, Gigasporaceae.
AUGAUCAAUCUUCUUUAUCCAGUUCUUGAAGCAACAGAAUAUCUUUCAGGUAGCUCAUAUCCAAUGAUCUCCAAUGUUCAUUUGACUGUUGGCAGACUUAUUUGGUAUUUUGAUCAUUUUAUUGAUGAUAGAUCAUAUUUAGAUAAAGAGUGUAUAGUUGCAGACUCUAUAUGUUACAAAUUAAAUGAAUACUGGUCUCUUUUUGAUAAAAAAAUUACAGUAGCUGCAAUUCUUAACCUAUCAUUAAAACUUAAAACAUUUUCAUCUGAAGAAAAAAUAACUGCAGCUAUUACUAAAGAACAAAAAAUCGAACAACCACCAGAAGAAAAAUUAGAUUUAUACUUUUCUUUGCCUAUAUGCCAAACUAAUCCGCUUA